CUUUCCUCGAGCAGCUCAAGCAGCAACAGCAGAGACUUACCGAGAUCUUAGAGACCAUGGCCGCAGUAUCGAUGCACGGCUCAGAGAACGCCUUUGGAGGCAUAGACAGCGGCAUGAACCGUCGUUUAUCACCCGCCUUCCGCACUUUGGCCUCGCCUCUGCGUCAGCGGCACUUUGACCUCGAGAAGCUACGCGAAUUGGCACGCAGCGACGAGUUCUCAGACAGCGAGAGCGACGGCGUCAGUGACGAUGAGGACGAGGACGAGGACGUAGCCGAUACCAUGUUCGUGCCCUACCGCCGUCCUUCGCCCAAGCGGAAGACGGUGGUGGCGCAACGUCGCAUGAAACAGAAGAAGAAAAGCGACGACGACAAGGCCGGCAGCAGCCCCAAGGGCGACGAGUGGGAGAUCGUCGACAAGUCGCCGACGUUCGAGAGUGUUGCCGAGGGCAAGACGGAGCUGGGAGGUGAGAGUUGGUUCGUGCAGGAUCUCGCGCAGUAGGACGGUGAGAUAGGGCGCGUGGACGACAGACAGUCUGUCGUCUCUUGGGUAAAUUAACUUCUUCAUUUGCGUAUUU
Molecule: messenger RNA, 576 nt
Organism: Phytophthora infestans T30-4
Lineage: Eukaryota; Oomycota; Peronosporomycetes; Peronosporales; Peronosporaceae
Exons: 1
Coding region: 57-500 (147 amino acids)
Source: RefSeq, a predicted model, not a curated record